Molecule: messenger RNA, 606 nt
Organism: Fomitopsis serialis
Lineage: Eukaryota; Fungi; Basidiomycota; Agaricomycetes; Polyporales; Fomitopsidaceae
Exons: 1
Coding region: 355-597 (80 amino acids)
Source: RefSeq, a predicted model, not a curated record
AAGGACGGCCGUCUCGCCGCGAUCCUCGACUGGGAACACGCGGGAUGGUAUCCGGAGUACUGGGAGCACACGGCGAUGGAGGCGUUGACGAUACGCACGUAUCAGAUGAACGCGUUCUGGGACCAGGUGCAUCUCUUCGGCGAGGGUGCCUACAGGGAUGAACUCAGCCUCGAGUGGGCCCUGUGGGGCUCCACUGGUCUGAUGGGUGUGGUCGGCGAGGACGGUGACGACCUCGGGUGUCCCCGGUGAGUACACGAUCUCUUUGUCUGUUAUAACCUGGCCCAUCUGAAACCUCAUGUUCAAGUGUACCCCCGCUGGCAUCUGACGAGAAAGCUCAAUCAUGAAACAUCAUGCAUGCAAUCGAACACCCUGCUGGUCCGCCGGAGUAGGAGGGUUAUUCCACAUCUAUUUGCUUGGCUGCUAUCAUGUCGCUUUUGUGGUUGCGUCGCUCAGUUCAAUGUCGACUCGGAUGUACGUCGCAAACUGUCUUCCGCUCAUGUCCAUUCCCUUUCGGAUACUGUCGAUGACGGAAUCUGUUCGUUCUACCCGCCUGUCUUCAAGUUCGUUAGACAACAACGCUCAACUCAGGGUCACUGACGUCAUUCA